Messenger RNA from Metarhizium album ARSEF 1941, 1881 nucleotides. RefSeq lists its product as uncharacterized. The record is from RefSeq and is a predicted model, not a curated record. The transcript has a single exon. NCBI's taxonomy places the organism in Eukaryota, Fungi, Ascomycota, Sordariomycetes, Hypocreales, Clavicipitaceae. Bases 1 to 1881 code for a protein of 626 amino acids.
AUGACUCCCUCCGGAGACGCCUCGAAUCACUGCGACGGCCAACCCGACCGUAAUGUCUCAACUUCCUCCCCGAGUCCACCGACCCGGGAACCUGCCACGCAGAGCCACCCGAGAAACCGUCCCAGCGCCGACUCGUCACAUUUCAGCUUUGCUUCGGCUGGAAUGCCCUUGGAUACGCCGUCGCCAUUGAACAUGCCCAACUCUAUAUCACCUCUUGCUGCCGCUGCCGCCUCCAACUCUCCUGAACGCAAAGCCGGUGCUUAUUUUCAUCCCAAUUCUUGCUCGCUCUCACCGCCUACCCCCUGGCACUUUGGAGGUGCUCUGGCAAGAUCUGUGUCUGCCGACGCAGCAAUUCCUCCCCAGACGCCAACGCGACUAAAUAGCGGACUGUCUGCACAUUCUUCAUUGCUUAAUAACUGGAGAGUUGAGCGAGACAACCUCGAUAUCCUCCGACGAAAAGCCGAACAGCUGUAUCGGGACCAGCAGUCAGUCAUUGACGAAAUGAGCGAGCAAUGGCUCAAGGAGAGGGCAGAGAUGUCUCAUCUUAUACAAAGUCUCAGAGAGCGCAUCCAGCGUUUGGAGGGGGAGAACACCGUCCUCAAAUCAAUUGCCUCCUAUACCGCACGUAACCCCGGCCUAAUGUCGCCUCACAACAGUCUGCAAAGCGGCAGUGGGGAGGCAAAUACUAGCAACUCACCCUCGCUGCCUUCAACCAUAUCUCCUCCCCCUCGAUCCUUUUGGCGGGGAGCCCAAAGUGCCAGCGAGGCUUCCGCAUCCCUCGAUUUACCACCUGGGUUAGAGGGCGCUACUCGCCGUCCUCGUCAAUUUGCCAAGCAAGGGAUUAGUCCUUGUACCUCUCCUGUUGCGGCUGCUCCUGCACACGGCCUUCAUAUACCGCUAAGUCCUCGUACAGUGCCUCAAAAGUCUAUCGCUACCGACUUCCUCUCCUCUUCAUCACCAGAAUCUCAUGUCGAUGGUCCCAUCAUUGAUAUCCAGAAAAUAGAUCCCAAAUUGGAGGGUAUCCCGAUUAAAGCUACCGCCGUUCAAAAACCAACCUUUGACUCAGCAAUAUGUAACUGGCCCGGCAACAUUCCCAGCCCGCCCCAUGCUCCUAAGCCAGUGACAAGCACUCACAAGGAUAGCCCCCGCAAACAAAAGACUGGGAUUCCCGUACGAGAAAGGUUCCGACUCGACCGGCUUCGAUCCGGUCUCACUCCUCUCACUUCCUCAAAAGACCAAACAAAGCAACUGCUGGCAACCGAUGAGUCUCGACGCCUAACGAUGCACGCUGGGCACACACCAAACCAUUCCCUGUCUCUAUUUCCCACCAUGACUGCUACUGAAAGCAGCUCGGCUGCUGCUAGAAGCCAGGAGACCACGCCGACUGCAUGGGCAUCUUCCGGGUUCGCUGAUCAGCAUGAGGACACAGAUCUCAGCGACCAUUCUGAUGGCAGAGGCCAAUGUGGCAAAGAGAACAUCGGCAACGACAAGCAGGUGGACGAUGGGAAUAAUCAUGAUGACGAGGGCUACCUGGAGCCUUCUGACGAUGUCCAUCUCAAAGGACCGCUUAUGAUAAAGAAUAUACCAGCCCAGGACGAAGUAUUUUGGGAACAGGUCAAUCAGAGGCUGGAUCCCAUCAGUCGGGGUCAGGACGCAUUACCCAAGGUCCUCCAAUCUCCGGAGAUUGAGGCUACCCAGAACCCGCCUGCGGUGCUCCAGGAGCUCCCACCUGAAGAUGGUGGAAUCCCGGAACAAGCCACUGCUGACAUGGCAAGCGAUGAUGGAGGAGAUGACGGCGAAGGAAAGGCCAGCGUUGAGCAAGAUGUUGCGCUAAAGUUCAAGAAUACUUGCAACUUUGGUGCUCCGUUUGGCACGGCAUGA